GUUGGUAAAAAAACAAGAAUCAAAAAUGGCGAUGGAUAAACCAAGUACCUCCACUGAAAAUGACUUUGAUUCACUAACACUGCAUGAUAUGUUUAGAACAAUUGGUGAUCAAAUGACACCUCGAGAUGUCAAAGUCUUGAAAUUUAUAUACAGUGGAAUAAUGGCUGAUGAUAUUUUGCGAAAAGUGUACGAUGGUUUCUCGUUUCUUUUAGCGUUAGAGAAAAUGGAUAGAAUCGAUGAAACGAACUUCAAACAUAUUUUAGAUCUCUUAAGAAUUAUUACACGACAUGACUUAACACCUUAUGUCACACUUAAACGUAGGAAAACUGUUUUCCCUGAUCCUGUAUCAGAUUAUUUAGAGAGAACAAAUGAAACAUGUUGCCAACAAGAUCCAUCACAACCUCAAGCCAAGAAGAAAAGAAAAAGUUAUACAUAUAAAAAGAAAUCACGCAGGCAAUCUACCUCUACCAGUACACAAGCUACAACAAAUGAGGAACCAACAGAAAGUCAAAAAGCCAUAGAUGCUAAACAAAAAGUAACAUGUGAUAUCAAAUUACGAGUUAGGGCUGAAUACGAGACACAUGACUCAGCCCUUGUUAAUGUGACAUCUAACAAACCAACAGAAUUAGAGAGACAAUUAGAACGAUUCACACAAGCAGAUACAAUUCUCAAGUCUAGAGAUAUUGGCUCUAUAGUGUGUGAUAUAAGUUUUUCUGAACUUACUUACUUAGAUGCUUUCUGGAGGGAUUAUAUUGAUGGUUCACUGUUAGAGGCUCUAAAAGGGGUAUUUAUAACAGAUACUUUGAAACAGGUGGUCGGACAGGAAGCUAUCAAGUUGUUAGUUAGUGUUGAUGAAGAUGAUUAUGAAGCUGGAAGACUCAAAUUGUUAAAGAAACUCAACUUUUGAAUAUAAUGAAUAAUCACACAACAGUGCUGAAAAUUAAAUACUGUGGAUUCAUUAUUAUUCGUUGGAUUCCAAUUUUUCGUGGAUUUCGAGGGAACAGUAAAACCACGAAAUUAAAUGUUCAACGAAUGACAAAUUUUCUCAUAGCUUGUAUGCAGACUUCAGCAAAACCACGAAAUCAAAUAUCCACGAACAUGCAAGUUUUCCUCAAUCCACGAAAAUUGGUACCCACGAAAAUAAAUGAAUCCACAGUACUGUCAAUUUAUUUAUUUUUGUGGGUACCACUUUCUGUUGAUUUAGGGAAAAAAUGUGUAUGUUUUAUUUCAAUGAUUUGCAAAAGUCUGCAUAUAACUAAGCUGGUAAAAAUUAAAAUAGAUAUUUUUCAUCGAAAAUUUAUGAUAUGGUUUACCUUUGCAAAACUAAUAACACAAUAAUUGAAUAUGAUAAUAACUGUAAAUUCACAAACUAUUGUGAAUAAAUGCAACAAGAUAUGUUUCUCAAAAUAAGAAAUUUGAAAUUUCUAUACCAUUAUAUGUAUGCAGCAUUUUCCUGAAAUCAUAAAAAAAUAAUCUUGUAUUUGCUUCCAUUGUCAACAAUUGCUAUUAUAAAAUCACUUAGUAAUUUCUGAAUUAACAGUACAUAACUAUGUUGCAGAUGAAAUGUUUUGUGCACCUGAUUUUCCCAAAUUCUGGCCUCAAAUGAAUGUUAUUAAUUUAGAUAUAGGUAGGUUGUGUGCACUAAAAUUGUCAUCAUAUGCAAAGAAUAAAGGUUAAUUAAAAUUAAUACACUGCCAUCAAGUCUUUAUUUGAGAUAAACAAUGGUAAAAUGUUUAUGAGUUUACCUUAAGUUGAAAACCUUGAAGCAGGCAACUUCAAGAUAAACAUAGUUAUGUAUUCAGGGGUUGGUUGUAAAACAAAAUAAGCAUGGUAUAAAACUUUAAGAACUUAGAUGUUUUGCUGUAGCAGCCCAAUUUUGUAUUAUAAAUAUCCAACAGUUAAAUACUUAUGCCAAAUUUGAGCAGCCCAUAUCAUAUAAUUUUGGGGGUCUUGAUCAACAUUUUGUGUACUAUUUAAAUAAAAUAUGUAUUUGAAUAUCUUUUCCUAAAAAAAUCAAUCCUUUUCAAUUGGUUGAAUAUAUAGUUAGGUACAUUUUACUACCCCUAGAAACAAAGAUAAAAUUGAGAAUGUGUAAAAGAGCCAACAACCCAAUGAAUACAUUUAUGAUAGAUUUUUUGUAUGUUUUUCAGUUGUAAUUUUCAUCUUCAAUUGAUUUAAUUGUCAUAAACUUCUGUAGAUAUAGAUUAAGAUUAAGUUAUUGCAUUUAAAAGUAAAGUAUUACUAUGUAUAGCAAAUGUACACAUUAUAGGCUGUUUUCUGAAAGUAACUGAUUCAAAUUUGACUAAACAAACUUGCUUAUAGUGUAAUCAAAAUUCAUCAAAUAGAAGUCUUUAUGAUACUUUAUUUUGAAGUCUAAGGGUAAAACAUUAUUUGUUAAUAGUUGUUAAUCAAUUAUGAUAGUAUUUUAUCUGUAUCAUAUGCUUGUGGAUAUAAUUAAGUUAGAAAUCUGUGAUUUCAAAUGAUUUUUUUCAAAUAUUUUCAAAGGGAGCUAACUCCUGUUCACUUCAAUGUUAAUUAUGCUUUGUUUAUCUAAAUCGUUUUAACAAGAUCACCUGUAUUAACCUUUAAAAACUUGAGAAGAAACCUUUGAUAAACUGUUUUGAAAGAAAAAAUCAUGUGUAAAUAAAUAAUUCAAUGUUAUAAUUUUACAAAUAAAAACAAUGCUUUUGAAGGAAAUCUGUAUUUUUAUUGCGCCCUACUGAAUUAAUUUUUUUUUUAUUAAUAAAUGUUAUAAAAGCAAAGGAUAUGUAAGUUAUAUGAUGUUGUAAUGAGUUUAGAAUUGAAUGUGAAAUUUGUAUUGUUUUUCACCUUGACAUUAAUUACCUGAAUGAAAUAACAUUAAAUGUAGUGAGGGAAGGGAAAUAAUCCAAUUUCUGAAGGUAUCCACUUUAGAUGAUUAAAACUUCUAUUUUCAAGAAUGAUUUAAAGCAAAAAUAAUCAUAUUUCAAAAAUUUUCUUUUUCUCAUGCAGACUUUUGCAAAUCAUUUUACACACUUGGACAUUUAUUUUCAAACUUGGCUUCUUUUUUUAAAAGUUUAUGCACACAGAAAACUUAAUAUAUUUUAUUUUGUUGGAAAUUCUUUACAUGGAGUAUAGAUUAAUAAGAAAUAAAAAGUUUUACGUAGUGUAUUUUUUUGCUUUCAUUAGAUAAUAUGUUUUAAAUAGCAACCCCAUAAGUUAAUGUUGAGAAUAUUGUUAAGUCAACCAUUUUUAAAAGAAUUAUAGAAGUAAAACAUACUAAAAAUUGUUCAGUGAAUGAAAUAAUAUUGUUUUUCUUUGAAUAAUUGUGUGUCAACUUUUAAUUAUCAUUUAUAGAAAAAACACUAAAUAACUAUCCAACAAGUAAAUACUGUCAUUAAUCAUUAAUACAUGGUAAGGAAUUUACUGAAAUAUGUUUUUUGUAUUAUUUUGAUAAAUUUCACAUUUUGAAUAUUCAAAUGUUAGUAUGUGGUUUUUCUUCUUCACAACUUUUACGUCAUACUUCUUUUUUUAUAAGGGUUAAGUUAGAAAAGAUGUAAUAAUGCAAAACCUAUACUAUAUUUGUCAAAAGAGUCACUAAAACAUCCAUAUUUCUUCCCUUAGAUGAACAUUUUUACAGAUUAAUAACAUUUCUUUCUUAAAAUUUACAUAAUUCACUAGAUAUCUAGAUUAAUUGAGUUCUGCUACUUUACAAUCCAAGAUGUCAGAGGACACUAUUGUUAAAGUCUACUGUAAAUUCAGAAUUUAUUGCGUGCAUUUAUUAUUGUGAUGAUAUUUUACACUAAAAUGCAAUUUUAAUUUAUGCAAUAUUAAGAAAAAUCCUGUUUAAUUCAAAUACAAAAUUUCGAAAUGCAAGUUUAAAUUAUAGCGAUUAUAACUCUGUCACAUUUUCGCAAUAAUGAAAAUAUUGCAAUCAUUUCUGAAUUUACUGUACCUACCUUAUAAAGAAGCAAUUUGAAUGCAGUUAUUUGAUAUUUUGCAUGCCUGCUUGUAUUAACCUGUCUCUGUUGUAGGCUUUAACAUUAAAUUUCUGCCCCUGGAGUUUAAUUCUAAUUAAUUCAAAAAUAGUGUUUAUAUUUAUAUAUUUAAAAUAGAAGAUAAACAUUAUUCAAAUAACUUUUGGUAUAUGUCGGUCUAAAGAUAUGGAAAUACUGUAGCAUAAAUCUUUAGAUAAAUAGAUAUAUAAUUUUCUUUAUGACACUCAUGUUAACAGAGGAAUGCAAUAUGACAUGUUUUUCUGCAUUUAUUGUUAAAUUAAGUAGGUAAAGUUUUUUGAGAGAGAGAAAAAUGAGAAAUAAAUUAUGUAUGUAAAAAACAA
This is a messenger RNA of Mytilus trossulus (common blue mussel), 4318 nucleotides long. RefSeq names its product death effector domain-containing protein-like. Gene Ontology annotation, cellular component: nucleolus. Lineage: Eukaryota; Metazoa; Mollusca; Bivalvia; Mytilida; Mytilidae. The coding region runs from base 26 to 907 and encodes 293 amino acids. Gene Ontology annotation, molecular function: protein binding; DNA binding. Gene Ontology annotation, biological process: extrinsic apoptotic signaling pathway via death domain receptors; regulation of apoptotic process; apoptotic process. The record is from RefSeq and is a predicted model, not a curated record. The transcript is spliced from 4 exons.